Molecule: messenger RNA, 4481 nt
Organism: Liolophura sinensis
Lineage: Eukaryota; Metazoa; Mollusca; Polyplacophora; Chitonida; Chitonidae
Product: eukaryotic translation initiation factor 3 subunit A-like
Exons: 21
Coding region: 104-3910 (1268 amino acids)
Biological process (GO): translation reinitiation; formation of cytoplasmic translation initiation complex
Cellular component (GO): eukaryotic translation initiation factor 3 complex, eIF3m; eukaryotic translation initiation factor 3 complex, eIF3e; multi-eIF complex
Molecular function (GO): translation initiation factor activity; mRNA binding
Source: RefSeq, a predicted model, not a curated record
CGUGCAGGGAAGGAAUUUGCGCAAUAUUUUGUGCUUCUUGAACAUAAUUUACACGUCACAGCACGAUCUGCAUUCCAAGCUAAGACAGUGAAAUGCAGUAAAAAUGCCGACAUAUUUCCAGCGCCCAGAAAACGCUCUUAAAAGAGCAAAUGAGUUCAUUGAUGUGGGGAAGAAACAGAGAGCCUUGGAUGCCCUUUAUGAUGUCAUUAAAAGCAAAAAGCAUCGAACAUGGCAGAAGAUUCACGAACCGAUCAUGGAGAAGUAUUUGGGGUUAUGUGUGGACCUGCGCAAAUCUCACACAGCCAAGGAAGGGCUGUACCAAUACAAAAAUAUUUGUCAACAGGUGAACAUCAACUCGCUGGUAGAUGUGGUCCGCCGUUACAUUGCCCUGGCAGAGGAGAAAACAGAGGAGGCCAGGCAGGAGUCCCACCAGACUGUUGUCGAUGUGGAUGAUCUUGAGAUGCCAGACACACCAGAAAGCAUGCUGCUGAAGGCUGUGAGCGGGGAGGACACCCAGGACCGUACAGACCGCGCUAUCCUCACCCCCUGGGUCAAGUUCCUAUGGGAGUCUUACCGACAGUGUCUCGAUCUGCUUAGAAACAACUCCCGUGUGGAGAGGCUUUACCAGGACAUAGCACAGCAGGCUUUCAAGUUUUGUUUGAAAUACACGAGGAAAACAGAAUUCCGAAAGUUGUGUGACAAUUUGAGAACUCACCUGGGUCAUAUCCACAAACAUCAGCAUCAGCAAACUGCCAUCAAUCUAAAUAACCCGGAAUCGCAGAACAUGCACCUGGAGACGCGGCUGGUGCAGCUGGACAGCGCCAUCAGCAUGGAACUGUGGCAGGAAGCAUUCAAGGCUGUGGAGGAUAUUCAUGGUCUUAUCAACCUAUCCAAGAAGCCCCCCAAACCCUCGCUCAUGGCAAACUACUACCAGAAGCUGGGGCUGGUCUUCUGGAAGUCUGGCAACCCGCUGUUCCAUGCCUGUACGCUGCAUCGCCUCUACCAGCUGUCCCGGGAGCAGAGGAAGAACCUGUCCCAGGAUGAACUUCUCAAAAUGGCCUCUCGUGUGCUGUGUGCCACACUGGCUGUGCCCAUCCCUCCCUCCCGUAAUGCCAUUGACUCUAUCCUGGAGGUAGAUGAGAGUACCCAGGAGAAAAAGAGGCGCCUUUCUACCCUACUUAUGUUACAGAAUCCCCCAACCAGGCAGGGGCUCAUCAAAGAUUUGGUAAAGUUCAACCUGAUCCAGUAUGUGGUACCUGAGCUGAACAACCUAUUCCAGUGGCUGGAAGUGGAAUUCCACCCACUGAAACUGGCCUCCCGGAUCGCCCCGUCUAUAGAGUACAUAGAGCAGAAUGAAGACCUGGCCCAGUAUGUACCUGCCCUGGAGGAUAUCAUCAUUACACGUGUCCUCAAACAGGUCUCCCAGGUCUACCAAACAAUCCAGUUUUCUCGACUCGCAUCUCUGCUGCCAUUUGCCUCCAAAUUCCGACUAGAGAGAGUAAUAGUGGAUUCUGCAAGGACUCUGGAGCUUCAGGUGCGCAUAGAUCACCGUGCUGAAGCUCUGACAUUUGGCACUUCCCUGGUGGUAGCGCAGCGUGAAGACUUGAAUGAAGGGCCUUACAUUCAGAGCAUGCCCAGUGAGCAGAUCCGCAAUCAGCUGACAGCUAUGUCUCAGGCCCUGAGGAAAGCUGUUGCCUGUCUUCAGCCUAAAGGACCCGCUACAAAUAGUGAGCUGAAGGAGCACAUUAUAUCAAACUAUCGAAUGACAGCAAAGAAGGAACACCAGAGAAUUCUCAUGCGUCGCCAGAUCAUCGAGGAUCGCAAGGAACAGCUGGAGCACAUGACUGUACAGAAGGAAAAAGAGGAGUAUGAACAACAGGAAGAACAGCGUCGUAAAGCCUAUGAAGCCGAGUUGGCAAGACUGGACCGAGAGCGCGAGGAGCGAGAACGUCAGCGUCAGCAGGAGGAGACGGAGAUGAUCCGUAAACGACAUGCCAAAGAGAGGCUGGCGGAGCUGAAAAAAUCAGAGCUCGGGGCUCGUGUCUUCAAAAAUCUGGAUGAAGAGGAACUGGAAGAACUGGAUGUGGACGACAUAAUGGCCAAACAAGUGGAGCAGUUAGAGAAGGAGAAGAAAGAGUUAAUGGAGAGGCUGAAGGCACAAGAGAAGAAAGUGGAUUACUUUGCCCGCGCCCGACGCUUGGAGGAAGUGCCCUUGUUGCAGAAGGAACACGAAGAAAACAGCAUUAAGGCUAGGGAGUUCUGGGAGCAGCAGGAACUGGAACGCAUUGAAACCUUAAAGAAGGAACGUGAAAUUGCCCUGGCCAAUCGGGAUCGUCUCUCUCGGAUGUGGACAGACAAGGAGGAGUUCUUGAAUCAGCUGAAGGAUGCCAGACAAUCUGUAUACAAGGACAAACUGAAGGAGUUUGAGAAGAAACUGGCCGAAGAGAGGAAACGGCGCUUGCUGGAUCGUAAAGAGCGACGCAAAGAGGAGCGCAGGAUGAAGUGGAUCAAAGAGAAGGAGGAAAUUGAGCAGAGGAGAAAAGAUGAGGAAAUGAAGAGAGAGCGUGAAGAGAAGGAGCGCCUUGAGCGUGAGCUGCGUGAGAAGGAGGAGGCCGAAUACCAUGAACGUCUGGCCAAGUUGGAGGAGCAGGCAGCUAAACAGCGGGAACGAGAGCGGGAGAUUGAAGAGCGCGAGGCCAGGAGGGUUGAAGAGGAGAUGAAAGCAAGAGAGAAACCAAGCAGGGAGCUGGAAAGUGCUGAUGGAGAGAGAAGUUGGAGGGCUCCUGCAGAAAAGGAUACAAGCUGGCGUAGGGGUCCAGGGCCUGAAGAGCCAUCAGAGCAUCGUGCGUGGAAGCCGUCUAUCCGAGAGGGAGGCUGGAGAGACCGAGAAAGGGAAAGAGAAGCCAGCUGGAGGUCAAAUAGAGAUGAUGGGCCAAGAGAAUUCAGACGGGAUGAUGGUGGUGGAAGAGACUUCAGACGUGAUGACCGUGACUUCAGGCGUGAAGAUGGUGGUGGAAGGGACUUCAGACGAGAUGACCGGGACUUCAGACGUGACGAUGGUGGUGGUAGGGACUUCAGCAGGCGGGAUGACGGUGGUGGUAGAGACUUCAGGCGUGAUGACCGAGACUUCAGGCGUGAUGACCGGGAGUUCAGGCGUGAUGAUCGGGAUACAGGUGACUGGAGACGUGGUGGUCCACCCCGGGACGAACCUGAUCGCUUCCAGCGAGAGGAGCAUCGAUGGAGGGACAGGGGUGGCCCCAGAGAUGAGGAUCGCUCCUGGAGAAGAGAUGAGCCUCAUGGACGCUGGGGAGAUCGUGACAGAGGCCCACCCCGUGGACCACCCAGAGAUGACGAUCGAGACUGGAGGUCACGAGGACCUCCUCAGGAUGAUGACCGCGGGCCACCAAUGCGAGGAGGUCCCCGAGACGAUGAUAGAGGUCCUCCACGUGGACCCCCAAGAGAUGACCGGGGUCCGCCUGCACGGCGAGACUUUGGCAGAGACGACCGGGAUUGGAGAGAUCGAGGUCCCCCUCGUGAAGAGAGGAGCUUCAGAGGAAUGCCACGUGAUGUCCGGCUUGAUGAUCCUCCCCCACGCAGCUCCCCUAGAGGCAUGCCCCGUGAUGUCCGGCUGGACGAGGACCGAGCUCCAGCAAUGCGGGGUAUGCCACGUGAUGUGCGGUUAGAUGAUCCUCCUCCAAGGCAGUCUCCGCGAGGGAUGCCCAGAGAUGUGAGGCUGGACGAGCCAGAGGGCCCCUGGAGGAGAGGAGGUGAGGGAUCUUCCCCAUCAAAGGGCGGCUGGAGGGAUAGUGAUAGAGGGGGUGAUGAACCUCCAAGAGGCCCCCCUCCACGCUCUAACAGACCACCAGAGGGAGAGCCUGGAGACGAUGGAUGGACAACUGUCAAAUAUUAGCUUAAAUUUAAUUAUCACAUGUGCCAGUGAUUAAUAAAAACUAUAGCCCAAAGGAGGGAGUAAAAACUGAGAGGAGGAAUAUGACGAAACGGAAUUAUGGAAGGUGUAAAAUGUGGUCACAAAAUCUGAGUGCUUUUGGGGAAAUCUACCUUUUUGUCCUGGUGUAGGUCAUAAAAAAAGUAACUUCAUACAUUCAUGUUGCUGAGUAUAAUUUUCUAAGUUCUUAAUUCUCAUAGGAUAAAUGUGGUUGAAAUAAGUUGUUUCUGCUAUCAAGAUUUGUUUUUCUAUUGUUCAUAUUUUCUGAAGUUUUAAAACUUAUCAAGCUUUCUUUGUUAUUUAACUUGUACCACAGUGCAUCUGAUCCUUCAACUAUGUGAAAAUCAACAAAAGGAUGUUAUUACAAAUUGCAUGAUGACUCACUGCAGACCUGGGUCUUCUGCUAACCUGCCUGUUCUGGUUCCAGUGUUUACAUAGUAGGGUAAUCUAUACCUUUUCAACCAUUACAAACCUUCGUUCUGCAGUUGUCUUUUGUCUCUGUAACAAAUACAUUCAUAUUGAAUCAGUAAACUGA